CCUUCCGGGUGGCGGCGGCGGUGGAGCCCGAGCGGAUAUGGAUAACAGGAAGGAUGAAAAAAGCAGGACGCUGUGUGCAACCUCAGAAGAAGGGCUGAAGGCCCGAGGAAAAGAAAAAAGGAAACGAAAGCGCAGCAGAAGCAGAUCCUCAUCGGUUUCAUCCACAUCAUCUUCUAGCAGUUCUUCUACUUCUUCCUCCUCGUCACGCUCAUCAUCAAGGUCAUCUUCAAGCAGUAGUAGUAGAGAUUCCCCUAAAUCUAAAUCAAAGAAAAAGAAAAAAGAAAAACACAACAAGAAGAAAAGGAAAAAGGAGAACAAAAUGAAGAAAAAGAAAGAAAAGAAGAAAAGGAAAGAGAAAACAGGACCUGUCCAGCUUUCCAAGUUCUUCAAAAAYAAAAAGAAGAAUGAAAACUACAGCAUGAUAACCGGAAAGAAAAUAAAGAUGAAAAUAAAGAAGACUAAGGAAGAUAUAGAGAGGGAUCGGAACCGUGCACAGCUCCUGGAAUUUCUGAACUCUGCCUUGUAACGGGAAGAGYGCUCACCAAGGACCUGCAGAUGUACCAAGCCAACCAUCUUCAUGCCUAGCAAAACACUAAAGGGAAACUCAGGGAAAAGGACGCCGAGUUGGACAAGACCAGACCUUCCUACUGAGAAGGCAAUUGGGGUGACCUUUUUUAAUGGCAAAACGARGAGUAGCUAAUAACUUGUUAAUGAAGAUCCAUGUGCUCCUUUUGAGAUCCUAAGGUAAUAGCCAGGCUGUGGUGUUCUAGGAAAGCCCAGGUGUGUGUGGUUCACAAUGAUAAGAAAUGACACACUGAAGUCCAGUAAUGUAAUUUCUAUCGUAACUGCAUGCARAAUGCACUCUUGAUUUCAAAUGUCUUAAUUUUUCUAGUAGUUUAAGCAGAGUAUUUGUAAAUGUUUAUUCRAAAGAUGAGGUGUUUCUUUUAUGUAUAUUUUUUUCUGGUAGUGGUUAUGCUUAUCUUAAAUAGAACAUUGUAAAUGUUCUUUGUAAAUAGAACAUGCUUUUACAUAAAUGAUUUUUUUUGAAAGUUYA
Malurus melanocephalus (red-backed fairy wren) is the source of this 1054-nucleotide messenger RNA. Its product is annotated as pre-mRNA-splicing factor CWC22 homolog. NCBI's taxonomy places the organism in Eukaryota, Metazoa, Chordata, Aves, Passeriformes, Maluridae. Bases 38 to 526 code for a protein of 162 amino acids. The record is from RefSeq and is a predicted model, not a curated record. The transcript is spliced from 7 exons.